AUGACGUCGAUUUGUUUUCGUGCUAUCAUCAUCUUUUUUUCACUAGCGUGCUUAAUACUUUCAUGUUUUGCAAUUGCUGGAUCUUACAAGAAUGCCAAUUAUUUAACAUCAACAUACUUAAUCAAUUUUCAUUUAGAUGGCUUAGACUUGAGACAAAUCAUUAGCACAUCGAUUGGUUCGGGAAGCAGGAAAAUAAAGAGGGCAGAUACUACUGCAACUGCUACUGCUACAGUUAGUACUGGCACCACAUUUUCAACCUCGUCAAAUACUGGUUUAGCAACUACAGUAGCUUCUCAAGUGGAAGCAUGGGCUAACGCAGCUUCAGGUUUGACUUCUUCUUCUACCACAGAUGCCUCGGACAUAAUUUCUGCCAUUGCUGAUGUUUUGGAUAACCUUUCGGCGCUGGAGUUGGGUCUUGCCGAUGUAUAUUCGACUAGUUUUUGGGGAUAUUGCCGUGGUGAAAAAACUGGAAACAGUACAACAGCAACCACUUCUUCUUCUUCUUCUUCUUCUUCAACAUCGUCAUCGUCGAACAGCUCGGUAUUAAAAUGGAUGGACAAUAAUUUUGAUAAUUCAGAUGUCAAUUAUACAUGGUGUUCAGCACCAAAAGUUGGGUUUUUCUUUGAUCCAGUGGAGAUACUAAAGGAGGAAUUGAAUAGAACUAUCGAUGGUAAAAGUGUCGACUCACAAUCAGAUGAUAUUAGUCAGUUAUCUCAAACAUACAAGAGUGAGUUGAAACAGUUGAUUGAUAAUUUAUCUCUUCUGGAUUUGAACUUGCCGGGUAAUUUGCAAAAUGACUUAAAGACUCUCAACAACUUAACCAAAGCGGGUUUUGCGUUGAUGAUAAUAACGUCGGUGUUGUCAUUCAUAUCUAUUGUCGUGCAAUUGAUGGGCUGUUGUGUAUCUCCCGAUAAUUGUUGCUUGUCGUUUCUCAACUUCAUGUUGCAAGUGCUAGUAUUUCUAGCAGCAAUCAUAGGGGCAGGAUUAGUAACUGGCUGUUAUGUGUUUGUUAGAAAGCAGAUUAAUAACAAUUUGAGUGAAUUCGGAAUCAAAUCGUUCUUGUCUAUAAAUUUCUAUGCGUUUGCAUUUUCAGCUGCGGUGGCGGCAUUAUUAGUGGUGAUUUUCAGCCUUUUGGGCCAUUGUUGUGGAAUUUGUGGUGGUAGAAGGGUAGGAAGGGGAAGGGGAAGGUAUAGAGCAGCCAGACAAGAUGCUCCUGCUGCUUAUGAGCAUUACCAUGAAGUUGAAAAGUAA
Lodderomyces elongisporus is the source of this 1251-nucleotide messenger RNA. RefSeq lists its product as uncharacterized. Lineage: Eukaryota; Fungi; Ascomycota; Pichiomycetes; Serinales; Debaryomycetaceae. Bases 1 to 1251 code for a protein of 416 amino acids. The transcript has a single exon. Gene Ontology annotation, cellular component: plasma membrane; cell cortex of cell tip. The record is from RefSeq and is a predicted model, not a curated record. Gene Ontology annotation, biological process: fungal-type cell wall organization.